GCGGAGCAGUCCUGGUCCCCUGGAGUUAAAGGCGUGCACUACGUGCAGGUUCCUGGUGGGGAUUUCUGUCACUUCAUCAGAUGGACGUUCCCAUAAAUGAUCUGCUCUUCCAUUCAGCGUCAUCUCGAAGAGGUGCCAUGGCCACUGAAGUAGUCGAUGUGUGUAUCAGCAACUGCACUCAAUACGGUGGCCGAUUCCUGUGCAAGCUGUGCGUGGAUCGGAUCGUUGCGCUCGCUCUCAACAAGAAGCCCCUCCACGAGCUCGAGAACAAAGUGCGCUUUCUGCAGGCUUACGAGCCCGGCCCUCUCAGCGAAUCGUUCCGCGGCGAUGUCAGCUUCGUCGGAUGCGAUCUGGAGCCCGUCUUCGCUCAUCGUUUCAUUAUGGCGGGCAAGUCCUCAGUCUUUCGGAAGAUGUUCGAUAUCGAUAUGAAGGAGAAGGAGAGCGGCACAGUGCAAGUCGACGAUGCAGUGGCUCCUGUGCUGAGGUCCGUGGUGAAUUAUUGCUACACUGCAGAUAUUCUGUUCACGGAAGAGGCACCGGCGGAGGAAGUGCUGAAGCUUGCCCACAAAUAUGACAUCAACGAGUUGAAGGCAGUUUGCGAGAGCGAGCUUUCCAGAGGUAUCAACAACGAGAACCUGUGCAAUAGAUUAAGACUUGCACACAUAUAUGAUGCCAAGAAGCUGGAUGCAGUGGCAGCCAGGUUCUUCAAGGAAAAUUUCGAUGAUGUGUACACCAGAGUUGUAGAGAGAUUAUGUUAAGAUAAUCAGAUGUAGUUUAUAACAGAAUGUCUCGGUUUGGACCAGAUGUUUUCAUGGUUAACAGUCUCGGACGUUAUAUU
Molecule: messenger RNA, 838 nt
Organism: Marchantia polymorpha subsp. ruderalis
Lineage: Eukaryota; Viridiplantae; Streptophyta; Marchantiopsida; Marchantiales; Marchantiaceae
Source: the annotation of a GenBank genome assembly